Messenger RNA from Chenopodium quinoa (quinoa), 492 nucleotides. RefSeq names its product zinc finger CCCH domain-containing protein 56-like. The transcript has 2 exons. Gene Ontology annotation, molecular function: metal ion binding; ubiquitin protein ligase activity. The record is from RefSeq and is a predicted model, not a curated record. Gene Ontology annotation, biological process: protein polyubiquitination. NCBI's taxonomy places the organism in Eukaryota, Viridiplantae, Streptophyta, Magnoliopsida, Caryophyllales, Amaranthaceae. The coding region runs from base 1 to 492 and encodes 163 amino acids.
AUGGCCAAGAGACCCUCAGAAGCACUGUUUCCUGCUAAUAGAGGCUCUGUUACUGGUAAAUCCAAGUACAGAAUAGCAUUAUGCUGGAAUUUUCGGAAUACUGGAAAAUGCCAUUACGGGGACAGAUGCAAAUUUUCUCAUAAAACCUGCAAGUUCAACUUUAAGAGGACAUGCCCAUAUGGUGAAAAAUGUAAAUUUUGGCAUACAGAACCAGUGGAUGUUGAUUCAAGAAGUCAUGGUAAAAGAGAAGGUUCAAGUAGUUCUGCACCUGUACUUGCAUCAGAAUCUGGAAAUGCACAAACUGGUCCUAAGACCUUGGUCAACGCUGAGGUUCAGAAUCCGCUCAAACCAACUGCUUCCAAGCACAAACUGCCACCACGACGAGCGAGCUCAUUGAAAUGGAAAAGGCCCAAGAAAAUUGUUGGCAUCUAUGCGGAUUGGAUUGAUGAGGAACCCUCGGUGCCUGGUUCAGCUAGUGGGCGUCAACAAUAA